CAACCAUGGAAACAGGGGGGGUGCAAACAGAGGUAGGGGAAGGGGCCCUGGCCCUAACUCUUGAUGAAGGUACUCUGUUGGAACUUUAGGGGGCUUAAUAGGCCCUCUAAACAAAACUUUUUAUGUAAAUAUAUUUUGGAUCUUGGCGUGCACUUAAGCUGUAUUUUGGAAACCGAAAUGUCUGAAGCCAAGUUUAAACUUUUCCUCCACAACAAACUCCCUUCCUGGUCUUCAACUGAUAAUUUUGCUAUGAUUGAUGAUGGGAGAAUGGCUGUUAUAUGGAACCCACUUUUUGUUACUUGUACUGUUCUGGAUGUUGGAGAUCAAUUUAUCCAUUGCAGAAUUUUGUGUAAUGUUUCCCAGAAAUGCUUCCACAUUACAUUUGUUUUUGCCCUAUACAAUGUAACUGUUAAAAGACAAUUAUGGGAAACAAUUUCUGAUUUUGCUGUAAAUAUUAAGACCCCUUGGGCCAUUAUGGGGGAUUUUAACUCAGUUCUGAACUCCAGUGAGAGAUUAAACUGCCACACCUAUGCUUAUGAUAUGACUGAUCUGUUGCACUCUAGGCUUAAUAAUGAUUUAAUAGAUGCCAAGUCUACUUGUACUCACUUCACUUGGAACAAAGAGAACAAAUGGGCCAAAUUGGACAGGGUGAUGGUGAACUGUGAAUGGGAGGCUCUACAGUGGGAUUGCUGGGCUGAAUUUAAGCCCAUGGAGUUCCAAUCUGACCACUGUCCUGUUCUGCUCCACCUCAUCCAAUCCUCCACCAAUGGCCCUAAACCCUUCAAAUUCUUCAUCAUGUGGCUUAAACAUGAUUCUUUUGAUAAUACUUUGAAGCAUGUAUGGGACAUGAGGUUUAAUGGUACUAGAGAGUUUAGACUCUGCAGAAAACUGAAGUUGCUGAAACAUCCUCUCAAACAGUUGAACAACAAGGAUUUCGCACAUAUCUCUUCCAGGGCUGAAGAGGCUAGAAAAUCCUAUACUGACCUCAUGGAUAAGCUUUACAAGGACCCUGAUAACUUGGAGCUACUCCAGCUUGUUGCUAUUACCAGGAAGAAAGCCUCUUUUUACUCUGAUGCAAAAAGAUCCUUUUUCCAACAAAAGGUGAAGUGUAACUUUAUUAAUGAAGGGGAUAAAUGCACAAAAUUCUUCCAUGCAAUGGUGAAGAAGCAAAGUGUGUUAAAUGCUAUCCCUGUUUUGCUUACAUCCCAAGGAACUACUACUACUUCUCUGGAGGCUAUUGUUGAGGAAUUCAUUCGGUACUACAAUCAGAUUUUUGGUAAUACGGUCCCUACUACCCUAGUGGAUUGGAAUGUCUUUAAAGAGGGACCCCUAAUCCAACACCAGGAUGCAAUUGAUUUGGUCAGGAAUGUGGAUAGAACUGAAGUCAAAGAAGCCCUAUUCAGCAUUGGUUAUGAUAAGGCCCUAGGCACUGCUGCCUUCUUCAAGAAGAAAUGGGAUAUUGUUGGUGAUACUGUUUUUAAAGCUGUUUCUGAGUUCUUUUUGAGUGGGAGACUACUUAAGCAGAUUAAUCAUGCCUUGGUUGUCCUCAUUCCUAAGGUCAGGGAGAACCCUAGUGCUAAAGAUUAUAGACCCAUAGCAUGUUCUAAUGUGGUCUAUAAAAUAAUCACCAAAAUCCUAUCCAACAGAAUGGCUAGACUGCUUCCUAGCCUCCUUAAUCCUGCCCAAGCUGCUUCCAUUAAGGGCAGGAGCAUUGUGGACAAUAUUCUUUUGGUACAUCACCUGGUUAGGGGGUAUGCUAGAAAGAGAUCACCCCCUUGCUGUACGCUAAAGCUGGACAUCUCAAAAGCAUAUGACAAAAUCUCAUGGGAUUUCUUGAGGAAUACACUUCAGGGAAUUGGCUUCCCUCCCACCUUUGUGAAAUGGGUCAUGGAGUGUGUUACCACUGCAUCCUUCUCACUUUCUAUUAAUGGAGGCUUGCAUGGCUUCAUUAAAUGCAAAAGAGGUAUUAGACAGGGUGACCCCAUGGCCCCAACUCUGUUUCUUUUCUGCAUGGAAUACCUCUCAAGGAUGAUCAGGAGAAUGCUAUAUGGGAGCAGAUUCACUUUCCAUAACAGGUGCUCCAAACUGGGUAUUACUCAUGUUACUUUUGCUGAUGAUGUGAUGAUGUUUUGCAAGGGAAAUGUGGAUUCUGUCAAUGUUUUGGCAAAAGCUAUUAAAAUCUUCUCCCAAGGAACUACUACUACUUCUAUGGAGGCUAUUGUUGAGGAAUUCAUUGGUUACUACAAUCAGAUUUUUGGUAAUACAGUCCCUACUACCCCAGUGGAUUGGAAUGUCUUUAAAGAGGGACCCCUAAUCCAACACCAGGAUGCAAUUGAUUUGGUCAGGAAUGUGGAUAGAACUGAAGUCAAAGAAGCCCUAUUCAGCAUUGGUUAUGAUAAGGCCCUAGGCCCUGAUGGUUAUACUGCUGCCUUCUUCAAGAAGAAAUGGGAUAUUGUUGGUGAUACUGUUUUUGAAGCUGUUUCUGAGUUCUUUUUGAGUGGGAGACUACUUAAGCAGAUUAAUCAUGCCUUGGUUGUCCUCAUUCCUAAGGCUGCUUCCAUUAAGGGCAGGAGCAUUGUGGACAAUAUUCUUUUGGUACAACACUUGGUUAGGGGGUAUGCUAGAAAGAGAUCACCCCCUUGCUGUAUGCUAAAGCUGGACAUCUCAAAAGCAUAUGACAAAAUCUCAUGGGAUUUCUUGAGGAAAACACUUCAGGGAAUUGGCUUCCCUCCCACCUUUGUGAAAUGGGUCAUGGUGUUGGGAAACGAGGCUUGGAUAACGCAGCGGAAAACAAAAAUUUAUAGUCCAAAACUCGAUUCCACCCAAGAACAACUUAUGGCACCUAAAUACAACAAUCUCCCACUUGCCCUAAGGCCAAUCAAGCCUUUCUCGAAUGCCCAUGGACCACGUAUGACUCUCGUGUUUAGGCUUUCCCAAAGCCUUCGUCAACGGAUUCGCGAUAUUGUCGUCUGUACCUAUCUUGCAAAUCUCAAUGUCCCCAUGUGCAACGAUUUCUCGUAUGAUGUGAUAACGUCUAACGAUGUGUUUGGUCUUCUGAGAGCCUCUGAAAGAGACUUUGCUCCACUUGUUAAUAAGGUGGAUGAACAUAUCAGAAAAUGGAAUGCCAAAACCCUAUCUGCUGUUGGAAGAUUGGAACUCAUCAGAUCUGUUAUCCAAGGAAUUGAAGGAUUUUGGUUCCAAGCUUUCCCUAUUCAUAAAUCUGUCUUGGAUAGGAUAACCUCCAUUUGUAGAACUUUCCUUUGGGGGAGCAAGUUCUGUAAGGUUGCUUGGGAGGAUAUCUGCAAGCCCAAGGAUGAAGGGGGGCUUGGUUUGAACCAGCCCAUUAUUUGGAAUCAGGCACUUUUGAGCAAGAAUCUGUGGAAUAUUGCCUCUAACAAGGAAACCCUGUGGGUGCAAUGGGUUCACUCUGUUUAUCUUGAUGGCAAUGACUUUUGGACUUGGAGCCCUGGGAAAAAGGACUCUCAUUUCUUCAAGAAACUGAUUGAAAUCAGGGACUUGCUGCUACUCAAGUGUGGGGACAGAUGGGAACUUGAAAAUCAGCUUUGUGACCUGGGUGAAAUAUCAGCUACCAAGGUAUCAUGGCUUGAGAUUGCCCCUGCCUUGUCUAACCUGGACAGAGCCCUUACCUGGCUAAGGAGACUGGGGAAUAACCAUUGCUCUAGGAGGAAGAUGACAAGGCUGGCUAUUCUCAGUACAGCCUACCACAUUUGGAUAUUAAGGAAUGAUGUGUAUUUUGACAACCAGACCAUAAAUAUUGAUGCUAUUGUGUGCAAGAUCAAGGUGGGGGUUUUUAAAAUAAUGAACAGGCACUCGAAUAAUGCCAUUGCAAGCCCUGAUGGCGGUGUCUCCCUUCGAGACACCGGUUCCACAGCCAUCACCUUCCCGCCGCAGGGAGCAUUGACUCAUUCACAAAACUGGCCUCCAAAGAGGAAACAGUUCACCUACUUAAGUACAGCCGGUCAGAGGGAAUCUGAGAACCUCACUCAGUUCCUUACCCAGUGGAAGGACGAGGUGGACAAAGUCGAAGAAAUGGAUGCUAAGACAGUCUUGUCUCUCCAGUUGAACGGGCUGCGAGCAGGGGAACUAUACAAAGAGUUCUGCCGGAAACCACCAGCCACAUAUCAAGAGACCUACCACACAACGUGGGAAUUUGCUUAGGCCGAGACCCAGCUUCGGGCAAAGAAAGAAGCUGAGCACGGUUUCAAAUCCAAGCCACUCCAAAUCAAGAGGGAAGAUGCACCAGGACAAAGCAAGACAAGGCAUCAUUAUGACUUGGUCAUUUGAGUGGUAAAUAGAGAAGAGUGCCAUGAAUUUAGGAAGGCACUGGUCAAUCCUACCGGUAACCUGGGACGUGAGUUGUUGGACACGUAUUGUUCGUACCAUAAAUCUGAUUCCCAUAA
Messenger RNA from Cuscuta campestris, 4421 nucleotides. Lineage: Eukaryota; Viridiplantae; Streptophyta; Magnoliopsida; Solanales; Convolvulaceae. The record is from the annotation of a GenBank genome assembly.